Molecule: messenger RNA, 1627 nt
Organism: Lecanosticta acicola
Lineage: Eukaryota; Fungi; Ascomycota; Dothideomycetes; Mycosphaerellales; Mycosphaerellaceae
Source: the annotation of a GenBank genome assembly
AUGGCCCAAACACCAGACGCUAUGGGAUCUUAUUACCAAGAGCACGAUGGAAUCAUCACACCAACGUUUCCCAGCGGAACUCCCAGCUUCGACCAGUACUUGCAACACCAGGAAGAUCCUGUCCUUACGGAGUGGCGCAAGUCUCCAAUGCUCCAGCCAACUCCGAACAACGUGAACAUGAACUUAUUCCGCCCACUGGACAUUGGUAACGGUAGCACAAACAACUACUUUCAGCAUGGCUUGGUCGGCUCGGGCUUGACUACAGUCACCGGAGAUACAAUGGUACGAAAAGUUGAGUGUGAUGCCGCUCCCAACUACACCUCUCCGAAUACCGGCUUCAACCACUCCGACAUCACCUCCGCCAACUCCAAUCAAUUGUUGUUCAGACCUGAAAGCAACGCUUCGCGCCAUGGGCAUUACAUAGCGCCGUCGGCUCAGCCUCAUUUGGCGGCCGCUACAGAAGCAGCAAAAGACAAUGGCGACAGCCCGCUGGAAGGCAGUCAGCGCCGCUCUUCCUAUCCAACGGUGGCACCGGUCCCGUGCCAUGUCGACCCUUCAGAAUAUCAGAACGUGGACGAUGCAGACUGGAUGAUGCAAGCACCUGGUAACAACGCCUUCUCUCCGUCCACAGUGGACACACCCUACGAUGAGGCUGCAACUCCUGGCGCAGGUGACGACAGUACAAACGAGACUUACGGUGGUAGCUUUGCAAAUGCUUCUUCUACCUUGAACCAAGUCUCGAAGGUCGACUACGAAGCGAACACCCAGCGCACUUCAAGCUUCGUGGAAUCCAUGAACAUCCCUCCUUCUGGACCAUCUCAAGGCCUUGACUCCAACUUUGAACCACCCCCCGCUUUCUGGACUCCUCCCGCCACAAGCUUCGUCUCUGAACCCGCGUUCCCUGGAUUUGGCAACUUCCAGAGCCAGAAUGUUCUCCGUCCCACCGGCCGAGCACGUGUCGACGUACCCUCUGUUGCCCCACAAUCUACGAGACUCAGCGACGCGGCCGCUCUGGAAGAGACGGGUAGAUCAGCCAUGGAGACGACACCGGAGACUUCAGAAACCAGCGAUGGAGAAGAAACUGAGUCGGAACCCGACAUCAAUGACCAAGCAGUGACCGAGGCAGCUCACCGUCGCGACCGAGACAGAUAUCUUCUCAAGAUGCGCGAGAAGGGCUGGUCGUACAAGGAGAUCAAGAAGCGUGGCCACUUCCGCGAGGCAGAGUCGACCCUGCGUGGUCGAGUGAGGGUACUGACCAAGCACAAGAGUCAGAGAGUCCGCAAGCCAGAAUGGACUGCCCACGAUGUAAGUGACGCAUGAUACCUUGAUCAUUGAUAACUUGCGCGGCGAGGAUAGGACACUGACAACUGCCAGAUCGAGCUCCUCCGUAACGCUGUCAAGCGCUACAAGGACGAGGGAGACAGUGAUGGCUCCUACCAUGGCAACCGCAUUCCAUGGAAGCGUGUCAGUGAGUGGAUGAAGCGCAAUGGUAAGCACAUGCCAGCAGGCACCUGUGAUAUACCUGGAAUUCCGCUGAUCUUCUGUAACUGUAAAAGGUAGCACGUACCCAUUCGCAGGUCCUACCUGCGCGAAGAAGUGGAAAGAGAUCGAGUUGGACAUUGAAUGA